This is a messenger RNA of Scomber japonicus (chub mackerel), 2249 nucleotides long. It is a transcript of the gene ascc1, whose product is annotated as activating signal cointegrator 1 complex subunit 1. The record is from RefSeq and is a predicted model, not a curated record. Gene Ontology annotation, cellular component: nucleus. The transcript is spliced from 10 exons. Bases 128 to 1192 code for a protein of 354 amino acids. Lineage: Eukaryota; Metazoa; Chordata; Actinopteri; Scombriformes; Scombridae. Gene Ontology annotation, biological process: regulation of DNA-templated transcription; DNA alkylation repair. Gene Ontology annotation, molecular function: RNA binding.
CUGAGCCACUAACUACUUCGUUAGCUUGCUAAGUAAAGUCUUUGAAAAGGCUACAUAAAAGCUAAAUUGCACGUUUUUUAAUGGUGUAGCUAAACUGCUGAGAUUUCAUUGACGUUAUUAUUACAUUAUGGAUGUUUUGCGUCCACAACUUAUAAAUAUAAAUGGGAGAAAAUAUCGAAGAAACAUCAUUAAAGAAGAGCAUUAUGAGGAGGAGGAGGAUUUCUCCUACAUGGGACCACCAGAGAGUGAGGAGCUUGCAGAAGAUGAAUCCUGUGAUACACACUUAAUUGAACAGACUGAUAAAGGAUUUCGCUGUGCCAUUGAUGUCCCAAGUGUCCUGUACAAAUACAUCAUAGGGAAAAAAGGAGAAACACGUAGACGUCUGGAGUCUGACACAAAGACAUCUAUCAACAUCCCAAAACAAGGCAUAGAAGGACAGAUUGUUAUCACAGGUUCCCACAAAGCCGCGGUCUCCUCUGCAGUCACACGAGUUGAGGUCCUCAUUGAGAGUUUCCGGAAAAAGCAGCCCUUUACGCACUUCCUGUCAUUUCCUCUAAAUGACCCCAAAAUUCAAGAGGGAUUCCUGAAAUUUAAAGAUGACGUCAUGCAGCAGUGUUCACAGGACCACGGAGUCGAUGAAAGCAUCUUUCAGAACCCUGCAAAGCUUCACCUGACAGUCGGCACCCUGGUUCUAUUAAAUGACAUGGAAGUGAGAAAAGUGUGUGAGCAUCUUCAGGACUGUCAAAACUUCAUCAGGGACAUCACAGAAGGAAAGCCUCUGCCUUUGGAGGUGACAGGUAUAGAGUAUAUGAAUGAUGACCCAGCCAUGGUGGAUGUCUUAUAUGCCAAAGUCAAUGUGAAAGACAGAACUGACAAGCUGCAGGUGAUUGCAGACCGGCUGGUAGAGCACUUUGUUUCAGCAGGGCUGAUGGUCAGAGAGUGGGACAGAGUCAAGUUGCACGGCACUGUGAUGAACACACUGUUCAGAAAGGACUCCACAGUUGAAGACACGGGCGGCCAAGGAAGACAACCUAUGAGCGAAAGAGAGGCUUUUGAUGCCAGGAACAUAUUAAAGACAUUUGGUGCUUAUCGUUUCGGAGAGUUUGAGCUGAAUACUGUCUUGCUGUCCCAGAGAUAUUCAACAGACUGCACAGGAUACUACUCCUCUGCUGGAAGCAUCAACUUCUCUUGAGGUCAUCGAUGAGCAUGGCAGCGGGAUGAGAAGUGCUCAGUGUGGCCGGCUGAUGAAGAAACUCUCUGAUGUCAGGACAGUUUCCUUCAGAUUUGUACAAGCUGAACAUGAAUGGAUUUAAUAUCAAAGUGCCAUUGCAUAUUUAUUGACUGUUUUUGCUGAAUUAAAACAGUUAAAAUGACACUUGUUUCUGUUGUGUUUGGCAGAAAUAAAUAAAUGUGUAAAGCAGCCAUCCCUUAGACUGUUAAAAUGAAGCGUGGUGCCAAAAAUUCCUGAAGCGAUCCUCACAGAGUUGCCAUAUGAGGAUAUGUACAGCCACGAUAAACAGCAACGCUAUUGUAAGACAGCAAAGGGAUGUGCUGUGUUUACUGUUGGAACACAGCAAACAUUCACAGAUAAGCAACAAUUCAAAUUUUGCUGCACAGUCUUGUCUGGUGUUAUUCAAAUGAAGCUUUUCUACCCUCAACUCCUUUUGUGUAAAGUGAUUGCGCUCGGUGAACAGAAUAGAUAAGUUUUAUCAACAUCUGCUUGGAGAGAAACAGAGAGAAACUGAUGACAUCAGUUAAUCCCUUUUACAAUUAAAGGCACUCUUCCACAGCGUGACUCCGAUAUGCAGAAGGAGAUGUUAAACAAGCUGUGGAGCUGCUUCUAUGUUGAAAAUAGAAUAUGCCUGCACAUCACGUCUGUUUCUUGGAUGUGUGUUGGUGUAGUUUUGGUCAAAUAAACUCAAACAUUACUCCUGAAGCAAUCCUCACGGGGCUGUUAAUCAUGUGAGAAUGUGCUCAGACUCGAUAAGGAUAUAAAAAUACAAAAAUGAAAGUCAAGUCAAGCAUUAAAGCCAACUGGAGGAGACAUUUAAAUUUUUUUUUAAUUAAUUUGAUUCUGUUAAAGAGGAUCUGUCUUGUGAAACUUUGGGGUUAAUCUCAGCUCACAAACAUAGCUCACAUUCAAAUGGAGUCAUGUUGCUAUGGUAAUUAAUGCUGCAGAUUAAACCUGCAUCAGUUUAUUUUUCUUCAGGUAUCAAAUUAUAAUGGAAAAGCCACAAUGAAAAACACAU